Messenger RNA from Suillus paluster, 498 nucleotides. RefSeq lists its product as uncharacterized. The transcript is spliced from 4 exons. The record is from RefSeq and is a predicted model, not a curated record. The coding region runs from base 1 to 498 and encodes 165 amino acids. Lineage: Eukaryota; Fungi; Basidiomycota; Agaricomycetes; Boletales; Suillaceae.
AUGCAAAUCCUUGAAGCCUGUCAGCAGAAAAAUCAAAUUGCAUGUGCGAAUCCCAAGGCUACUAGUAGUCAUGAUGUCAAUGCAACCUUUGCUUCUAUGGAUCAUGAAUGGAUGGCUCUUUGUGCUUGUAUGGGCAUAGAGGGUUUCUAUGUAGCAGUUCAAGGUUUUUUCACUCAGAAGGCUGAAAAGUUUGUGAAGGACAUCCUCAAUCUGGAGCCACAUCACCUAGGCUUGAAACUCGAGUCUUUUGUUGUGAGUGGCCUCGAUUCAAUUGCCCUCGAAAACAACAUCAAAAGUUCUAUCAAGAUGAAUUAUACUAACUACAAGCAAAACAUAGUUGAACACUGCAGCUUCGCACUCAUCAGCUGGCCAUUAGCUGGGCCAGUUCAAAGUCCCUCCAAGGUUGGUGGAAGAUCUGGGGUAGAAAAUUUGUUGAGGGCACUUCAUGAGGGAAGCUGUCACUGGGUGAAGUUAACUGAUCAAGAACUCUCAGCGUGA